This is a messenger RNA of Tetrahymena thermophila SB210, 516 nucleotides long. RefSeq lists its product as hypothetical. The transcript is spliced from 2 exons. NCBI's taxonomy places the organism in Eukaryota, Ciliophora, Oligohymenophorea, Hymenostomatida, Tetrahymenidae. The record is from RefSeq and is a predicted model, not a curated record.
AUGCGUCCAAGUAGCUUAACAAGCCAAGUAUUGAGCGACGUAAACAGUUACAAUAAAUACAUAAAUGUCAUAGUUUAUCACCCUAUUAAGCAGUAUACAAAGAGCGAAACAGCAAUGAUAGAAUCUUUACUUUCUCAAUAAGAUAAAGUUGUAUACUUUGAAAUAUACGAUUAAAUUAGAAUAUACAAUAAAUUUGGUCAUUUAGAAGCACAUAUCAUCAAAUUCAGUGAGCCUCUAUACGAGUGGGUAUCAACAAGACUUAAAGAUAUCUCUAAAUCAAUAAGAGAUUAAUUAAUCUAAAUUCUGUUUGACCCUAGCUUAAAAAAUAUUAACAAUUUCCUAGAAGUUAUCAAUUCUCUUCCCUUUAACUAUUUUCCAAGAAAGUAACUCUAGAAAUUGAGCUUAGAAAACUCAAGAACAAAAAUAUUUUCUCAAAUAAUUGCUUUCUAAAGACACAUUAGUCCACUCUUAUAUAAUAAUCCUUAAUAAAUUUUAUAUGACUUAAUUGAAAUGUGA